Paramecium sonneborni is the source of this 1452-nucleotide messenger RNA. Lineage: Eukaryota; Ciliophora; Oligohymenophorea; Peniculida; Parameciidae. The record is from the annotation of a GenBank genome assembly.
UUUAGCUUGAAGGAUGUGGUUUCAAUUUCAAUCUAAUUCAUUUAUUAUGGCUUUAAGAUCCAAUUUUCAAAAACAACAUACGAUUAGACAUUCCAGACACAAUUUAAAUUAUUUAAGGAUAACCUCAUUUUUGGUAUUAUAGUGUGGAUUCUUAAAUAAUGAGAAAGAGCAAAACAAAACUAAAUCUAGAGGCAAUUUUAUAAGAUUUUGUAAGAGAUUAAAAAGACAAUCAUGAAAUUUGUGCAGUUUGGAUAACGAAAAAAGAUAAUUAAACAUAAUUCGAAUUUUUAUCCCAAUAUCUUCUAAGCUAAUUAAUAUCUUAAAUAAGUUAUGAAACAGAAGGUUAUUUGUAAAAAUUUAUUUAUCCAAAAUGUAUAUUUUUAUGAUAAUUCAUUUAAGCUGAGAAGAAUGAAGUAAUAAAAUGUACAUGGGGAAACAAUUUGUGUUACUUUGAGGUUUUCACUAAUAAAUAUCCAAUUAUGAUGUAGAAAGCAGAUAUUUAUUAAAGAGCAGUGACAUUUGAAACUCCAAACGGGCCUGUUGAAUAAUCAACGUAUAAAUUUAAUUUUUAAGAUAUUUAGUAUAAAAGGAACUUAGUUUUGUUAAAGAUUAGAAUUAUUAUGUGGAUUAAUUAUGUCUCAUGUGAUAAAUGUCACUUAAAACCAAAAAGAAAUCACAUUGAUGGAAUUGAUUUUUAAAUUAUCAAAGAAAGGACAACUAUAUCUAAUAAUAUGUUCCAAUUUAUCAACAUCCAAUGUACCCUGUAAAUUUACAUUACGUAAUAAAUAAAGCUGAUUUUAAGCUGAUUUUUAGAUAACUAAAAAGGUUACUAAAGAACUUCUGAACUAUCCAAAAGCGAUCACAUUAUCUGAUAAUUCUAAAUGUAUUGUUUGUGAUGAAGAGAAAAAUUAAAUAGAAUUUUCAAAAGUUAAAUUAAAAGAGUUGAUUCAUUAUUGGGAAUCUGGGUCUGAUCAUAGAUCAUAAAUUCAAUCACCUAAAUCUCAUAGAUUACAUGCAUAAUUAAUAAAAAUAGAUCCAACUCAAUUAAUACCAAGAGUGAUCAAGUUAAUGUAUCCAAGAAUGACAUUAGAGGAAUAUUAAGAAUUUCGUAAAAACACAGUCUUCAUUAAUUAAACAAUCUCAUUAUGUAGUUAUUGUUUUACUAAACUUUAUUAAAAUGAAGCAGAAAAAGUUAAAGUUAUUCCAAGAAAACAUAAAAGAUUGAUAAGAACUGAAAUCUAUGAAAAUGAACCAAUUAAAUAUGAUCCAAUAACUCCAGGAUCAACAAAGCCCUCAAUCUAUUGCAGUUUUUUACAACAUAAAAUUAUUAAUAACUACAUAAAUCGAAGGUUUAAAUUAUCUAAUGUAAAAAAGGAAUCUUUUCCAAUAGUCAAUAAUUCUAAUUCAUUAUUUAAAACUACUUAAUCUUCUAGAAUUAAAGUUGAAAUAUGA